Peronospora farinosa is the source of this 693-nucleotide messenger RNA. The record is from the annotation of a GenBank genome assembly. NCBI's taxonomy places the organism in Eukaryota, Oomycota, Peronosporomycetes, Peronosporales, Peronosporaceae.
AUGUCGGAUCGUGCUUCCCCAUCGCCGCGUCGUAGUCGUUCGCCAUCUCCAGGGGUGCAAGCUGAAGACAAGACAAGUGUACGACUGGAUACAGAGAUGCAGGACGUCCAUGAACGCAGUCGCAGUCAUUCACUCGCUCGUUCUUCUGGAACCGCCCCUUUAAAAGACGUGGAGAAUCCAGGCAACAAUUUGUAUGUUGCUAAUCUAGCAACAAGAGUGGGACAAGUGGAAUUGGAAGAAAUUUUUACAAAAUUUGGACGCGUGAGCAAGUGCGAAGUGAUUGUGGACCCCGUGACACGAGAAUCGAGGGGGUUUGGAUUUGUAACGUUUGAUGACGUACGCGAUGCAGAGGAUGCAGUAAAAGAAUUGAAUGAUCAAGAAGUACAGGGUCGGAAGAUGAGGGUGGAGCAUGCGAAACGGAAGCGUGGACACGAGAAAACGCCUGGACAGUACCUUGGACCGAGACUUGCUAGCGCAAAGUAUGGUGGACGCGAUCGAUCUACCAGAGAUCGUAGUCGUGACAGAGGACGACGGAGUCGUAGCCGAGACCGCGGCGGGUUCUCGCGUCGCUAUGACGAUAGAGAACGUGGUCGCUACGAUGAUCGGGACCGAGGGCAUGGGCGAUACGACGACCGCGAUCGUGGCCGUGGAGGCUACGACCGUGAUACGCGCGAUGACCGACGACGUCGUUAG